Molecule: messenger RNA, 1761 nt
Organism: Penicilliopsis zonata CBS 506.65
Lineage: Eukaryota; Fungi; Ascomycota; Eurotiomycetes; Eurotiales; Aspergillaceae
Exons: 4
Coding region: 122-1504 (460 amino acids)
Biological process (GO): fungal-type cell wall biogenesis; carbohydrate catabolic process
Molecular function (GO): mannan endo-1,6-alpha-mannosidase activity
Source: RefSeq, a predicted model, not a curated record
GACCAUCGCAUCGCCACUUAUCGCCAGGCGACCGCCGAUAAAGAGAUAAAUAAAACGAAAGUGAAACGCUAGAGCCCCGCGGGGGACACGAUUCUUGUCUCCCUCCUUCGCUCCUUCAGCCAUGAUGCCGACCGCUGGAGGUUGGUCCAGAUGGACUGGAUACCUGGUGACUGCUCUCCUCGCCCUCCAGGGGGCGCUGGCCCUUGACUUGAACAUUGACUCGAGCGACUCCAUCAAAGCUGCCGCCAGCAACGCCGCAUACGGGAUGAUGAUCCAUUAUCAGGGCAACGAGACCGGUCAUAUUCCUGGCAAACUGCCGGGCACGUGGUGGGAAGGCGGCGCCAUGUUCAUGACCCUGAUCCAAUACUGGCAUUUCACCGGCGACGACACGUACAACGAGGAGGUGAUAGAAGGCAUGCAGUGGCAGGCAGGAGACUGCGACUACAUGCCCUCCAACUGGAGUAGUUAUCUUGGAAACGACGAUCAAAUGUUCUGGGGUCUCGCGGCCAUGACCGCAGCCGAACUCAACUUCCCCGACUCCACUGAUGGAUACUCGUGGCUCGCCCUCGCCCAGGGCGUUUUCAACACGCAGGUCAACCGAUGGGACACAACGUCAUGUAACGGUGGGAUGCGGUGGCAGAUCUACAGUUAUGAGGCCGGUUACGAUAUGAAGAACUCCAUCUCCAACGGUGGCCUCUUCCAACUCGCUGCUCGCCUGGCGCGCUACACCGGCAACACAACCUAUGCCGAAUGGGCUGAGAAGAUCUUCGACUGGUCGGCCACCACACCACUACUGAGCAAUAGCACCUGGAACGUCGCCGAUUCUACAGAGACCACCAACGACUGCGCUACCCAGGGCGACGAUCAAUGGACCUACAAUUAUGGUACCUAUAUCAUGGGCGCUGCCUACAUGUAUAAUUAUACUAAUGGAACCACAAAAUGGCUCGACGCCGUCACCGGUCUUCUCAACGUCACCCUCGACCGAUUUUUUCCUUCCAGCCAUGGCGGAGAGAUUAUGUCCGAGAUCCUCUGCGAGCCGACCGAAGUCUGCAACGACAACGAGAUCAUCUUCAAGGGUCUGCUUUCCACCUGGCUGGCCUUCACCUCCCUGGUAGUCCCGUCGACGUACGAUGAGAUCUGGCCCAAGCUCCAGGGCUCUGCGCAGGGCGCUGCCGCCACCUGCAUAGGAAAUAGCAACAACACGUGCGGCGUGCGCUGGUAUGGCGACGUGUGGGACGGAUGGUCCGGCCUGGAGGAGCAGAUGAGCACCACCAGCAUUUUCAGCGUCAACAUGAUCCCUUUCAUGAACACCUCCGCCGCCCCGGUCACCUCCACCACCGGCGGAAACAGUACCAGUGACCCCUCGGCCGGUACCACAGACAAGGAUAGCGACACCGAGACCACUACCGCGAUCACCACAGGCGACAAGGCAGGUGCUGGCAUCUUGACCACCGUCUUUGUGGGAAUGUGGAUUGGUAUGAUCGCUUGGGUGCUCAUUGGUUGAUUUUUUUUUUCUUUCUUUCUUUUGGAAUUUCUUGUUGGUUUCUUCUUGUCAUUUUUAAACUAUCUAUACGGAGUCUCUCUUCAUGUGUUCUUUUCUUUUUCCUGUCUUUUUUUUUUUGCCAAGGGCAUUUAUUUUACCCCGAUUGAUCUGGCUUUGGAAUUGGAGGCCCGUUCAUCAUUUUGUAUACUAGAGCAUGCAUCUACUGGCAAUACCCAUACCCCACUGGCAUAGGCCAUCAUCUCAUCAUUGCUUUCAUG